AUGCAUUUCGUCUCAAUUAUUCUUUUUGGUUUAGUUUUCUUCGAUUUACAACAACAAACCGAUGCAAUUAGUUGUUAUGUAUGUGGUCGAGGUGCAGAAGGAUGUGGUACUUCGUUUCGAAGUUGGGGUAGUGGAGUAGCUACGUCUGCUGUUACCAAUGCGGUUGCUUGUACGAAAAUCGUAUCGACAGUUAACUCGAACAGUAUUUUACGUUCAUAUGUCGGCAAAACGGGAACUUGUACUGAAGGCGCAAACAACGAUGAUGGAACGAAUUCUUAUCAGUACUGUUGCACAACAGAUUAUUGUAACAAAGGUUCGAUUGGGAAGGGCAAUAUUCUGUCAGGAAUGUUCUCAAUAAUUCUUGCAAUGUUCUUCGUAUUCAUGGAUUGA
Messenger RNA from Adineta ricciae, 390 nucleotides. The record is from the annotation of a GenBank genome assembly. Lineage: Eukaryota; Metazoa; Rotifera; Eurotatoria; Adinetida; Adinetidae.